GACUUGUCGUCACAUAAAAUAGGUGACCUUACAUCCUCGAUUCUCGACUUCCAGGCCAAAUGAUAUCAUGCGCGUAACAUACCGUAAGAAAUCAACGCUUAUCGAGCCCGAAGUCGAGCCCCUUCAUGAGCCUCCUUUUGAAUAUAUAUGGAAUUAUAGCAAGGUUCAGGAUAAGCGGGUAUGAUAAUGAUUGAAGUGGCGGAAGCUUGGAUUUUCAAGUGAGAAUUUGGCGCACGAGUUUCAAGAAGUGGGGGAGCUUGGGGUUAACGUUGACAACGUUGAUUGUUUGGUGAGCACCGUUGUUUUCGCUGUAUGGUCUCUCGACCG
Molecule: messenger RNA, 327 nt
Organism: Suillus subaureus
Lineage: Eukaryota; Fungi; Basidiomycota; Agaricomycetes; Boletales; Suillaceae
Exons: 1
Source: RefSeq, a predicted model, not a curated record